UCAGAGGUCCCAUGGAAGGGAAGAGGAGAAGACAGUGCUGGGAAGGGCUCUGCAGGGCAGCGCUCCUGGCCACCAUCCUGCUGCUGCUGUGGACAAAGGGGGUGAAGCUUCAGAAGUGGGGGAGCCCAAGCCCGGAGGAGAUGACCCAGAAAGAAGAAACACCUUCUCCAGACCAGAAUCAAGAGCAGUUUGAAGAGCACUUUGUGGCCUCCUCGGUGGGCGAGAUGUGGCAGGUGAUGGACAUGGCCCAGCAAGAGGAGGACAGGCCAUCCGAGACGGCAGCCGUCCUCGACCACAUCUUUCACCUAGCCUUCUACUUUAAUCUGGCCAGCAUAGUGAUUUUUUUAUGAGGGACAUGGAGGCUGAGGUGGUAGCCUGGUUCCUGGAUGAGAGCCUGGAUUCCUACCUUCGCUUCCUGAUCACCUACUGACCCUCCCUCCCCUCACUGACCCAAAGGACACGCACACGCUGCCUCCUGCUCAUCUUCCGCCGUGUCCCAGGGAGCAGCAGCAGCCAUAUCAGCUGCUAUCCCCACGCCUGCCUGCCUCCCAGAUAGCAGACCUGCGUCAUCCUCUCUUCCACACCUCUGGCUGGCUUUGUUCAGGACAGCAGAUUGGAGGGAGGAGGCAGAGAUAACAAAACAGCAAUA
This is a messenger RNA of Lemur catta (Ring-tailed lemur), 649 nucleotides long. RefSeq names its product LLLL and CFNLAS motif containing 1 (gene SOFU1). The coding region runs from base 12 to 350 and encodes 112 amino acids. The record is from RefSeq and is a predicted model, not a curated record. The transcript is spliced from 3 exons. NCBI's taxonomy places the organism in Eukaryota, Metazoa, Chordata, Mammalia, Primates, Lemuridae. Gene Ontology annotation, biological process: fusion of sperm to egg plasma membrane involved in single fertilization.